UGACAUUCAUCCAGAGGAUAUCAAGCAGAAAGGUCCAAAAUGGGGAGGUUGUCCUUGCUUCAGCUGAUAGUGAGUACAAAACUAGCUUCUACAGAAUGCAUUGUGCUAAAGUAGAUUAGCUUUGAUAAAAUAGGCACAUUUGUCUAAACCAGUGGUUGGAACCAAAAUUAUUUUCCAAUCGUUUCGUUCUGAACAGAACCAUAAUUUUUUGGGUUCCCUUCCACUGUACCGACCAGCAAAAUAAAGUUGUGAACCGUUUCGAACCCCAAAAAAGUAAUGUUUAAUAUCGUUCCUCUCUGUUCUUUUGUAAACAUCUGAAAUAUAUAUUUUUUUACAUUUAGCUUGACAUUAAAUUGCUUCACCAAAAUGGAUAGAGAAGCUUGAUGUGGAGCGGGCAAGCUAUGUACAUGCAUUGGACAGACAAGUGUAGUGUAGGGUGCGACAUGCGACUGAAAUAUUGCGGGUGAAGAGAGCGCUGGGCAUGAAUCGCUGGGCAUCUUGUUGUUAUGACAUGCAUUAUCUGAAUUAGGCCCACAGAAUUAUAGCUACGGAGGAUCGGCUUCUAUGAAGGAACUUUGAAUGUCUUUGAAUUUCAGAGAGUUGGUUUAACUAACGUUGGACCAGAGCUAGCCCUUGAUCAUGAAUUUCAGUUCCAUUACAUUACACAUAAUGUCACCUAGAGUUUUCGAGAGAUAGACCAGAGCUAGCUAACAAGCUUGUGUGUGCGGAGCGGCACCAGAAUUAAAAUAAAAACACGUCUAACUUUUUUGUAGUUCAUAAAUACAAUGUGAAACGUGAUAACUAUAAUAUCGUUAACUAGUAUUGAAAAAGUGUAUCCAUUGUUCUCUAAUUAAAAUCUCUCUCCCUAAUUUCGGAAUAACGCCUGUAACGUCAGUAGCUACAGUACACUAUGCAUGCUUCGGAUGGAGGAGGGGGGGUGCAGGUAGCCUACACAUACACUGGCAAAUAUUUUAAGUUGGCAGGCAGGCAGACACUGGAAUACAUUUCUGAGUGACAGUGAGGGCUUUGCAUAGGCUAAACUAAACUAACAUAUGGAAUUGUUUUAAGAUGGUCAUGCCAAGGAUUAUUUAGCUAUUUGAUUUUGAAUUUUAAGAUCCCUUAAGGUAUCAAAAAAAUAUAUAAAAACAUUAUUGGAUGAAACAUUGAAUUUGGCAUUGCUAUUAGCCAAUACAAUCACAUUGAAUAACAGAUUCACUACAUGGAAUAACAGAUAGUCCCAAAAAAAAUCUAAAGUGUCUGUCCUAUAUCUGAGAGAUAUAAAAAAUAUCAGAAAACUAUAUAUAUACAUGUAUAUACAUGUAUAUACAUGUAUUCAUCCCCCUAUUUUAGGCACUAAACUAUCUCCAUAUAUACUUCCAUUCAUUUUUUUAUCUGGUACUAGUCACCACUUACUGAAUUAUGCCAAAGACCUUGUCCUGGAAUGUUCAUGCAAAACUACUCUCUACUAAAACUACCUGUCUGAGCAUGUAGGGAGUUCACUGAGCUUUGAAUCAAUUAUGACUUUGAAAAUCUCCCAUGAUGAUUGGGACAUCAUUGAAUGGGUGUUGAUAGCUGAGUAUGCAGGGUUUCUGGAGGAUGAAUAAACCUAAAGUCUUUAUCAGUGGCCAUGGUGGUGAGAAUGCAAGUGCCCUCAUUUCACGUCAUACUCAUACACGUCAUAACAUUCGACAAAAUGUAAUAGAUCACGGAUCUAUCGAAUUGAUUUUUUCACUCUGAAUGUUUAUUCUUUAUUGGACUGAGCCACAACUGUCAAUGUGUAGAGGACAGCCUUCAUUGGGGCGUAGACCCACAUUCUCAAACUGCUUUUUAGGUAUCACACAUGUCAAUUGGUUGCAGUAAAUAUAAUCCCAACUCAAAUGUUAUAAACCUUCACCUUGCCUUCAACCGUAACAGUUUUGCUUAAAGUUUAUGAUCAUGAGAGCGUAAUGAGAAUGUAAUGAAGAUGCUGAAUUAGAUGAUAAAACAUAACAGAAAGAUGAUUCAGCAAGGAUUGUUCCAAGUAUCACUCUUAAUUAAAAAAGGGGUGUGAGAAGGGGUGAAGGGGAGAGAGAGAGAGAGAGAGAGAGAGAGAGAGACGUACACACACACACACACACACACACACACACACACACAUUAUACUGUACAACCCACCCCUCCCACUAUGAUCAUGCCUCCCAGAGGUCUGUCACCUGCAGGGACUCACCUGCGGGCUAUUAGGUCAAACCCAGGGUGGGAAUAUGACUGGAUGAAUCACACCUUCAUCUUUAUGUAUUUGUUUUACUAUGCACACGUGGAUAUAUUCUCUCUAAUUGCAUGUUUGCACUGUCUGUGUCAGCAGGUCUCCAUCAUGGUUGCAUUAGCACUGGCACAGGAUACUGGCAACUAUACAAUGAACAAGCGGGAAAAGAGGGUAUGUCAUGGGCAUUUCCACAAACAUUUGAAAAUCAUAUUUGAGUUUAAAGAAAUAGGUACAAUGGCCCUUGUCCCCUCUCCUUCCCAUGUUGCUUAAAGGAGCUGCUGGUGCGUUCCAAAAGAAGGUGGGUCCUGUCCACCAUUGAGUUAGUGGAGGAGGACCCUGGACCUUAUCCCAAAAUAGCCACACAGGUAAAAACAUCAUACACCACUAAACAGGGCAAAGCUGUCUAGACAUGCUAAGGUACAAAAGCACUGGGCCCAUAAAUAGUCUAUGGUCAUUCAUCAGAAGAACAUUUGCUCCCAACAUAACUCUGUAGUAAGUCAUACUGUAAACCCUGGACCCGUUUUGGGCUUCUCCUAAACCAGGGACCCACUAUUCAUAGCCCUGAAAACUGUUCAUCAACAAGGCUGUCUUUCCAGAUGUUCAAUGAUAGAACACCAAUGAUCAGAAACCACCAGUUCCGUAUAAGUGGAACCGGAGUGACCGAGGAACCGCUGGGCAUAUUCACCAUCGGCGAGACGGACGGAGUGGUUUACGUACACAAGCCCAUCGACAGGGAGACAUACCCCAUCUUUCACGUGAGCAUCAACACACACAGACAAAAGGACGGACAGACAGACGGAUGGACGAACAGACAGAUUAUCAAAAAUUUAACCAAACAUAAAUUAAGAAUAAUAAUAUUAUUUCCUACAGAUUAAGUUUGACAUCAUGGACAAGGAGACUGGUAAUCCCGUGGACACGACUCUGGGGUUCGACGUGGCGAUUAAGGACAUCAAUGACAACGCGCCUUACUUUGAGAACCCUGUCAAGAAAGCCAGUGUGAAAGAAAGUUUACAAGAGGGUCAGUACACACAAAGGCUGUAAAUCAUAUGCCUGCAUAUAGGCCUUGUACAAAGUAUACUUAGCUAGACUGUUCGCAGAAGAACCAAUUAGUCAUUGUGUACGGCUGAGAAAUCAAGUGGCAAGUUGGUGCUCUUUUUGAGCAGAGAGAACAUGUAAAGGGUAACUAAUUUCCCCUCUUCUCCUCCUCCUCUUCCCCAUUAUUCCUCCUCAUCCUUCCUGUUCUUCCCCUCCUGCCCUCCUCUCCCCCUGUCUCAGGGUAUCUGCCAGUGCCUCUGAUAGCCAUUGACAGGGAUGAGGCGAACACAGAGAACUCCACCAUCAGUAUAAGGGUGUUGUCUCAGGAGCCAGCUGAGCCCAAGAUCAACCUGAAGCAGGUGGAGGGCACCAAGAUGAGCCAGCUCACCUUCACCGGCUGCUUCGACUAUGACGUGAGGCUCCACUACGACACACCCACGCACACACAGACAAGUCAUUACGUGCAAACACACACACACACACACACACACUUGACGCACCCAUGCACGAACACACACACACAAAACAUUAUGAACAUGACAUAGUCUGACCAAGGAAAUCCAGGUGAAAGCUAUGAUCCCUUAUUGAUUGACCCUUAUUGAUGUCACUUGUUAAAUAAAUAAGUGUAGAUGAAGCGGAGGAGACAGGUUAAAGAAGGAUUUUUAAGCCUUGAGACAAUUGAGACAUGAAUUGUGUAUGUGUGCCAUUCAGAGAGUGAAUGGGCAAGACAAAAUAUUUAAGUGCCUUUUUGAAUGGGAUAUGGUAAUAGCUGCCAGGCUCACCGAUUUGUGUCUAGAACUGCAACGCUGUUGGGUUUUCCCAUGUAUCAAGAAUGCUCCACCACCCAAAGGACAUCCAGCCAACUUGACACAACUGUGGGAAGCAUUGGACUCAACAUGUGCCAGCAUCCCUGUGGAACGCUUUCGACACCUUGUAGAGUCCAUGCCCCAAUGAAGGGCAAAAGGGGGGUGCAACUCAAUAUUAGGAAGGUGUUCUUAAUGUUCUUAAUGUUCUGAACACUCAAUGUACAUCUGUAUGUAAAAUGGUGGGAUCAAUAUUUCAUUUAUUUUGUUCUUCAUGUAGAAAGUAAAGACGUAUAUAGUGGUUGUUGAAGCUAAGGAUCAUGGGAAACCAGCCCUGUCCUCAACUGCAGUGGUCAACCUCCAAAUAAUGGAUUCCAACACUCACCAGCCAGUGUUCAAAAACAAGACCGUAAGUUCCAAGUGGAUUGAUUGGUUGACUGGUUGAUUGAUUGAUUGGUGCAAUGAUUUGUUGGUUGAUUGAUCAGUUGAUCAACAGAUCGAUUGAGUGAAAAUGUCUUUAUUGAUUUGUGAAACAAAAAUAUUUACUUUACCUUCUUUCUUUGCAGUACAAUGCUCAGAUAAUGGAGAUGGAAUCCAAUAAGGAGAUCCUCCGAGUGGCUGUGACUGAUGAAGACACCCCCAACACCCCCGCAUGGCGGGCUGUAUACUCCAUUGUGAAGGGGAACGAGGAAGGGAACUAUAAGAUUGAGACCGACCCCAAGACCAACGAGGGUAUACUGACUGUCAUCAAGGUGAGUCUGUUUGACCUUUUUACCUUAUAUGAGGUUCGAACAUCAACAUCACUUACAGAUUUGUUAUCUUAAUUUGAUCACCCUGUUGUCGCAGAUACUUUUCCAGCACAGCAGUAAAUGCAAACUUGUAGUGUAUUCAAGAUUUUAAAAGGCUUCUAAAGUUUGUAAUUUCCACUAAUGAAAAAUGUAUAAACCCCUACAAAAAUGACCAUUAAUUAUAAUCCACAUAUUAAUUCACAUGUCCUGUUGCUGCAGGAUUACUUUCCUGCUGUGAGAAACUGUUUUUUUUUGUAUUGAUUUGUGUUGCUCUAACAUAAGUACGGGACUACAUUUACCAGGGGAAGGAUUUUGAGAAGACGACGUUGACCAACAUAGAGAUUGCCGUGGAGAACGAGGAGCCUCUGUUUGUGUGUGGCUCGGGAAGGGCCAACUCCCCUAAAACCCUGACCGCGCUCCCCCAGAAAGCGAACGUGGCGGUGAAGGUGAUUGACGUGAACGACCCCCCGGAGUUUGACAAAAAGGUGACUGACGUGUACAUGAUGGAAGAGGAGGAGACAGGAAAGGUGCUGUACAAGCCCAAAGUCACCGAUGUUGACUCAGAUGUGGGAAAAAUCAGGUGGGUGGCAACAUGUGAUGCCUCAGAAACAUCAUGAUGAUUCUUGAUUCCCCUGGGUUGUGAUAUUGAUUACCAGAACUUAUUUUGCAUGUACAGCAUGUAUUCAAAGUAAGCAGCUGGCUGUCUGUCCCUUCCAUGUCCUGACCAGGUAUGAGUUAGUUGAGGACCCAGCAGGCUGGGUCACUAUAGAUAACAAGACAGGAGUGGUUACUACAGUAAAGAAGAUGGACCGGGAGUCACUUCACGUCAACAAAGACAACAUUUACACUAUCAUAAUCCACGCCAUAGAUGACGGUUAGUGUGUGUAUGUGUGCGUUUGUCUGUCUGUGUGUGUUUGUGUGUGUGUGUGUGAGAGUGUUUGUGUGUGUGCCUGCGUGUGAACAUGCAUGUAACUGUGUGUGUACGUACGUAUGCAUAUGUGUAUGGUAUUGUGCAUAAUAAAGUAUUUAAAGAAUCUCUUCCUCUCUCAGGCCAGCCCCCUGCCACGGGUACAGGCACUAUUCUGGUUCACCUGGGGGAUCUCAAUGAUAACAUGCCCUCUGUGGUGGAGAAGGAGCUGGUCAUGUGUGGUAACAAAGUGAUUGUGCCGGUAGUAGACAAGGACAAACCUCCCUUUGGAUGCCCCUGUACCUUCUCCCUGGGAGACAAUGGAGACAAAACACUGAAGAGCCACUGGAAACUGGACCCUGCCAAUGGUCAGCAGAAUCACACACACCCAUAAACACACGCACUACACCCACAUACCAAAGUACUGCUUUUAUCUGGAUAUAUAGUCAUCUACUAUCUCCACACAACCUGCUAAACUAAAAAAUACCAUUAAUCAGAUGUCAGAUCCUUUGAAGCAGCAUAUAAUUAAAUAUAAUAUAAACUGGGUUGUUCGAGCCUUGAAUGCUGAUUGGCUGACAGCCAUGGUAUAUCAGACUGUAUACCCAUUUAUAAUAUCAAUAAGGCACCUCGGGGGUUUGUGGUAUAUGGCCAAAAUACCACGGCUAAGUGCUGUAUCCAGGCACUCUGGGUUGCGUCAUGCAUAAGAACAGCCCUUAGCCGUGGUAUAUUGGCCAUAUACCACACCUCCUCGGGCCUUAUUGCUUAAUUCACCCCCUACCUUCUUUUCCUCUCCUUCCACCACUCUCCCUCUCUCUCUCCCCGGUGGUCAGGUAUGGAGGCGGGUCUGGUCAGUCUGAAGAGCCUGCCUUACGGUAACUACACAGUGCCUCUGGUGAUCCUCGACCAGCAAGGCCAGGUGGGAAAGGACAUUGUCCAGGUGAUGGUGUGUGACUGUUGGAAAGGAGACAAGUGUAGGGCCUCUCUGCCCCGGAGCUCCAUCCUGGGCCCUGCCGCUAUAGGACUACUGCUGGCUGGACUGCUGCUCCUCUUAUGUGAGUUAGAAGAGAAUAGGUAUGGAGUACUGUAUAUAGGGAUAAGGGAUAGUUAGAGAGUAGGUGGAUAAUCAGUAAGUCAGUUACUCAGACACUCUUAGAACAGUGCUUUUGGCCUGAAAGUGAGUGAGAGACAUCAAUUCAGUCUAAACCAAAUCACAUCUAUGAAAUUGAGAGCAAACUUUUGAUGCAAUAUUGUUAUUAAAACAUGUUGAUAGAUAGCAGUGCUACAACAUGCUAUGAAAUGUUAUAAAAACAUGACUUUAAACAUUCAUUAGUUUUUUGUAUGGUAAAAUGCUAUGAGAUGUGACUGUUAGUAGUGACUCUGUGGUUGUGUCCCUCUCCCAGUGCUACUGCUUUUCCUCCUGCUGUGCGAGUGCGGUGGUAAGACGUUCACACACCUCCCCCUCAAUCUGCAAGACGAGGGCAACCAGACUCUCAUCAAAUACAACGAGGAGGCAGGGGGCAGCGCAUGUAAGGUGUGUGUGGGUGUAUAUGUUAACGUGCAUGCAUGCAGGUAUAUCUACAGUAUUUGUGCCGAAUGUACACAUUAAGCUAUGUGCAUUGUCAGGGUAUUUAGCAAGACAGGAGUGUACAAUACAAUCCCUUUCUGAGCUGUCAUGUGUAGGGUUGCAAAGGGAGGGUAUAUUACUAGAAACUUUCUAAGUUUACCAGUAAACUACCAGAUUUUUGGUAUCUUUCAAGGAUUUUAUGUAAUCUAUCACAAGACAUCUAGUGGCCCUUUUGGGUACUUCAGAAUAUCAUAAGUGUCUGUAAUUAUCUCUGGCCCUCUGUGUGGCCUUAUCACAUCUACAAUACAUGAAGUAAUUAAAUAAGAUGAUUUUAAAAUAAAAAAUAGAAUGACAAAGCUGUUAAACAUUAUCCUAAAUAUAAACCCUCAAUUUAGUGAAUACCAUUGGUGUUUAAUAUGAGGGUUUCAGCAUGAAAUGUUUUUUUAAUACACUUUUAUUUAUUUGACUAUGUCAAUAUGUAGUUGCUGUCAAUGUUUUGGGGUCAAACUGGUGGCUGUUGUGAAAAAAAUAGUUUGAAAAAAAUAGUUUGACAAGUUGCAGAGGUAAUUGAAAAUAAUGCCAUUGUUGAUAAGAUGCUUUUUUCAUGAAUUAGGCUAUUUUCUUUUUAACCAUAUGGUCUAUCUACUAGAAACUCAUGGACAAUAUGUAUAUAUAUUUUUAAACUCUAUAUGAAUACAUUUAAGUUAUUCAAGUAUAAAUGACCAAAGUUACAAUAGACUGCCAUAGAUGUUCUGUUAAUUAUCUAAAUGACUGAAGAUGCUGGUAGCUUUGGUAAAUCACCAGUAGCUUUGAAACCCUAGUCAUGUGCUUAUAUCAUUGUUGCCAUUGAGUCUGGGUAUGACAGGUAUUUACUGUUGGCAAGACAGGUGUUCUUCCUCUGGUAUGUGAACAGUUUGUACUCUGACAUGAUGUUUAAUCUUGUAAUAACUAUAAUAGUUCUAGUCAUUUCCUCACCUCUUUCCUCUCCUCUGCUAUCCUAAACUCUUCUUCUUUUCCAAUCCUCUCUACUUACCUCUCCUGUUUAUCUCUCUUCCACUCUGAUAACCAUAUCCUUCUUCUUUCCCCUCCUCCUCUCCCUCUCCUCCUGUCCCUACCUUUUAGGGUGAGCCCAUGUUGAUCCUGACCCCCACCACUCCUAACAGAGAAGUGGCAGAUGGAAUGAAGCAGGCCACCCCAGGCAUACCGGUAAACUGGCCACUAUCCUUACUUUCAUCUCGUCUUCUUUUUCAUUCUUUCUGUAACUCAUCUCUUUCUGUGUAAAAAAAACAGUCUAUGGUCAACACACUGUCUGAGGUUUUUCAAUGCCAUGUCUGUGGGUGUGUUCUGCACAGUUAGGAGGAGUUGUGUGAGAGAGUGUGUGAGAUGUCAUAUGAUGGAGGAACAAGUCAUUAAUAACAUGACAGUUACAGGUAAUUAGUGGCUUCUGUGUAGGGUGUGUACUUCCCUCUAAUAUCUACUGUAUGUAUGGUAAGCACUGAAUGAAGCAGGUUCGGUCACUAUUAGCAUAACUUAGUUUAUAUAGUACCAAUGAGAGAGUAAAAUAGCUCACAUCCAUGAUUUGGGUGUGACUCAUGAGCACAUGUACCACAUGCAGAGUGAGUAGGCCUACAACACUGACCACAUUCUCCAAACCACAUUUACAGUUGAAGUCGGAAGUUUACAUACACGUAGGUUGGAGUCAUUAAAACUUAUUUUUCAACCACUCCACAAAUUUCUUGUAAACAAACUAUAGUUUUGGCAAGUCAGUCUACUUUGUGCAUGACACAAGUAAUUUUUCCAACAAUUGUUUACAGACAGAUAAUUUCACUUAUAAUUCACUGUAUCACAAUUCCAGGGGGUCAGAAGUUUACAUAUACUAAGUUGACUGUGCCUUUAAACAGCUUGGAAAAUUCCAGAAAAUGAUGUCAUGGCUUUAGAAGCUUCUGAUAGGGUAAUUGACAUCAUUUGAGUCAAUUGGAGGUGUAUCUGUGGAUGUAUUUCAAGGCCUACCUUCAAACUCAAAAGAAAUCAGCCAAGACCUCAGACAUUUUCUUGUAGACCUCCACAAGUCUGGUUCAUCCUUGGGAGCAAUUUCCAAACACCUGAAGGUACCAUGUUCAUCUGUACAAACAAUAGUACGCAAGUAUAAACACCAUGGGACCAUGCAGCAGUCAUACCGCUCAGGAAGGAGACGCGUUCUGUCUCCUAGAGUUGAACGUACUUUGGUGCGAAAAGUGCAAAUCAAUCCCAGAACAACAGCAAAGGACCUUGUGAAGAUGCUGGAGGAAAUAGGUACAAAAGUAUCUAUAUCCACAGUAAAACGAGUCCUAUAUCGACAUAACCUGAAAGGCCGCUCAGCAAGGAAGAAACCACUGCUCCAAAACCGCAAUAAAAAAGCCAGACUACGGUUUGCAACUGCACAUGGGGACAAAGAUCGUACUUUUCGGAGAAAUGUCCUCUGGUCUGAUGAAACAAAAAUAGAACUGUUUGGCCAUAAUGACCAUCGUUAUGUUUGGAGGAAAAAGGGGUAGGCUUGCAAGCCGAAGAACACCAUCCCAACCGUGAAGCACGGGGGUGGCAGCAUCAUGCUGAGGGGGUGCUUUGUUGCAGGAGGGACUGGUGCACUUUACAAAAUAGAUGGCAUCAUGAGGAAGGAAAAUUAUGUGGAUAUAUUGAAGUAACAUCUCAAGACAUCAGUCGCAAAUGGUCUUCCAAAUGGACAAUGACCCCAAGCAUUCUUCCAAAGUUGUGGCAAAAUGGCUUAAGGACAACAAAGUCAAGGUAUUGGAGUGAACAUCACAAAGCCCUGAUCUCAAUCCUAUAGAAAAUGUGCGGGCAGAACUGAAAAAGCGUGUACGAGCAAGGAGGCCUACAAACCUGACUCAGUUACACCAGCUCUGUCAGGAGGAAUGGGCCAAAAUUCACCCAACUUAUUGUGGGAAGCUUGUGGAAGGCUACCCGAAACGUUUGACCGAAGUUAAACAAUUUAAAGGCAAUGCUACCAAAUACUAAUUGAGUGUAUGUAAACUUCUGGCCCACUGGGAAUGUGAUUAAAGAAAUAAAAGCUGAAAGAAAUCAUUCUCUCUACUAUUAUUCUGACAUUUCACAUUUUUAAAAUAAAUUGGUGAUCCUAACUGACCUAAGACAGGGAAUUUUUACUAGGAUUAAAUGUCAGGAAUUGCGAAAAACUGAGUUUAAAUGUAUUUGGCUAAGGUGUACUGUAUGUAAACUUCCGACUUCAACUGUACCUGUCCCUACCUGUCUAUCUGCUACAGAAGUAGGAUUCUAAUUUGAGCCAGUUUGCUACAGCUGGAAAAUAAUCCUGCAGCAACAGGAAAUGUGAAUUGUUAUGUGGAUUAUAAUUAAUGGACAUUUUUGUAGGGGUUGAUAGAUUUUUGUAAGGGAAAAUCAAGUCUGAAAUUUCAAAGUUGAAAUUACAAACUUCCGAAGCCUUUUAAAACCUCAAAUACACUACAAGUUAAACCUUUCCUGCAUCGCAGGAAAGUUGUCCUGCAACAGGGUGAUCAAAUGAAGAUCCUACAUCUGUACUACACCACUUAAUUUAGCCACCAUUAGAGAACUGCUACUCCACAUAUAUCAUAUUAUGUGCAUGGCGCUUACAAUGCGAGGGUUGUGGGUUUGAUUCCCACGGGGGGACCAGUAGGGAGAAAAUAAAGUAAGAAAUGUAUGAAUUUACUACUGUAAGUCACUCUGUAAAAGAGUGUCUGCUAAAUUACUAAAAUGUAAAUAUAAUUGUAUCCUUAAUUCUGUCACCACCAACAACAAGACUAGUUACUAUAUAUGUAAUCUUCCACCAUCUCACUACAACACUCUGAUCACAGUCUAAAUCACUGUUGUUUAUGCUGUGCUUGAUUCUCUGCUCUCUGAUUGGACAGUUUACUCAGAAGACCAACGAGAUGACGCAAGAGACCAAUGAGAUGUACAGAACCACAGGGAGGACCAUUGUGAGUGACAUCCUUGCUGACAAACAUGAUUUUCAAGCAUUGAAGUUUCAGCCUUAGGUCCACAUAAUGGAAACAUCAAUGCUUUGUUUUAAAACUUUUUUUUAAAGUAUGUGUUUUUAAAUACCUUGAAAUAGUUUUCCUUUCUUUAGAAAUUUCCAUUUUGGAUGUAUCUCAUCUCUAGUUGAUGGAAGUCUCACAUCACAUCAUUUUUAAAGCAGAUAAUCAAACUGUGUUUGGGCAGUGUGGAAUACAUGCAGUUCAUGCCUGCCCUUGUUCACAGCUCAAUCUGAAGUGUGGGAAACUUAGUUUUAGGGAAGAUAUUAGCCUAUGGCAAAAUAACUCAAAUGCAAAUGUUUUAUCUAGCUUGAACCAGUUGUACUGUCCCAACUGUUCAAUAGCACUGAAUAGCAUUGUCUUUGACCUUUGUCAACUAUUUGUGAGAGACGUUUCAAAGACUGAAGAUCUUAAAUGCUUUUCCUACCUGUCUCAGUGGUAUACUUUCCAUAGUUGAACAUUGUGUGGUACUACAUCACAGUGUGCAUAACACAAUUUAACUCUUCAUAAUCCUCAGUUAUGCUUUCAUUUUGUACUUUGUGCAUUUCCCCUUUUACUAUGUCUUUAUCUAACAUGCUCAUAUCAUGGUGUUACUUAGCGCAAAAAAAUGGUGGUGACAACAGUGGUACACAAUUCAGUCAGCUGAUGGAGUAGGGCAUCAGUCUACAUUAUAAUGUAUAUAACCUUUCAAGUUUCAAGUUUUCAAGUUUUAAUGUCACAUGCACAAGUACAGUGAAAUGCCUUUCUUGCAAGCUCUAAACCCAACAAUGCAGUAAUCAAUAACAAUGUAAUACUAAAAAGAACAUACGGUAGAACAAAAACACACUAUAAAUAAAAAUAAGAAAUAAGAAGAACAUGAGAAAGUAAGUAAGCAUACUAUAUACAGGGUCAGUUCCAGUACCAUAUUUACAAUGUGCAGGGGUACUGGAUCGAUAGAGGUAGAUUAUGUAUAGGGGUAAGGUGACUAGGCAUCAGGAUAUAUGAUAAACAGAGUAGCAGCAGCGUAUAUGAUGAUUGUAUGUGAGUGGGUGUGUGUAGAGUCAGUAUAAAUGUAUGUGUGUGUGAGCAAAUUAUGGAGUGAGUGUUUGCGUGUGUUGGAGUGUCAGUGUGCGUGAGUGUGAAGGGCCCUGUGGGUGUGCAUAGAGACAGUGCAAAACUAAAAAUAACUAAAAUACAAGGGUCAACUCAGUGCGUUUAGCCAUUUAGUUAGCUAUUCAGUUAGCUAUUUAGCAGUCUUAUGGCUUGGGGAUAGAAGCUGUUCAGGAGCCUGUUGGUGUCAGACUUGAUGCACCGGUACCACUUGCCGUGCGAAAGCAAAAGCAGAGAGAACAGCCUAUGGCUUGGGUGGCUGGAGUCAUAAAUGAUUUUCCAGGCCUUCCUGAUAUAGAGGUUCUGGAUGGCAGGGAGCUCAGCCCCAGUGACGUACUGGGCUGUUCACACCACCCUCUGUAGCGCCAUGCGAUCGAGGGCGUUGCUAUUGCCAUACCUGGCAGUGAUGCAGCCAGGCAAGAUGUUCUCAAUGGUACAGCUGUAGAACUUUUUGAGAAUUUGAGGGCCCAUGCCAAACCUUAUCAACCUCCUGAGGUGGAAGAGGCGCUGUCGCCAUUUUAAGUCCUGAGUGAUUUGGACACCAAGGAACUUGAUGCUCUCGACCCGCUCCACUGCAGCCCCGUCGAAGUGGAUGUUGGCGUGCUCGCCCCCCCCCCCCGUUUCCUGUAAUCCACGAUCAACUCCUUGGUCUUACUGACACUAAGGGAAAGGUUGUUGUUUCGGCAACACACUGCCAGGUCACUGACCUCCUCCCUGUAGGCUGUCUCAUCAUUGCCGGUGAUCAGGCCUACCUACGUUGUGUCGUCAGCAAACCUGAUGAUGGUGUUGGAGUCGUGCAUGGCCACGCAGUCGUGGAUGAACAGAGAGUACAGGAGGGGACUAAGCACACACCCCUGUGGGUCCCCCGUGUUGAGGGUCAGCAUGGCGGAGGUGAUGUUGCCUACCCUCACCAACUGAGUGUUCAGUCCCAGGGUCCUAAGCUUGGUUACGAGCUUAGAGGGGACAAUGGUGUUGAACGCUGAGCUGUAGUCAAUGAACAGCAUUCUCACAUAGUUAUUCCUUUUAUAUAGGUGGGUGAGGGCAGUGUGGAGUGCAAUUGAGAAUGUGCCACCUAUGGAUCUGUUGGGGCGGUAUACAAAUUCGAAUUGAUGUGUGCCAUAACCAGCCUCUCAAACCACUUCAUGAUAACAUAUGUGAGUGCUACAGGAUGGUAGUCAUUGUGUCAUGAAGCCGUAGAGUUCUUGGGAACAGGAGUGAUGGUGGUUAUCUUAAAACAUGUGGAGAUUACAGACUGGAACAAGGAGAGGUUGAAAAUUACUGUGAAUGUGCCUGCCAGCUGUUCUGUGCAUGCUAGAUCACCCAAUCAUCUGGGUCGGUGGCAGCCCUCACACCCGGCACAAUUUUGCUAUUGUCGAAGCGUGCAUAAAAUGCAUUAAGUUCGUCUGGUAGAGAGGCAUCGUUGGGCAGAUCACGGCUGGGUCUUCCUUUGUAAUCUGUAAUGGACUGUAGCCCCUGCCACAUGCGGCGGGCGUAUGAGCAUGUGUAAUAUGAUUAGUCCUAUAUUGUCCUUUUGCUCGUUUGAUGACUCUGUGGAGGUCAUAGCGAGACUUUUUGUACUUGUUCCUGUCCUCAGUCGCAGCCUCAGGGUUGGCUGCGAUAGCCCUGGCCUUUAGUUUGGGCCAACUUCAGUGUUAAUCCAAGGCUUUUGAUUGGGGAAGCAGUGAACCUUCCCUGUGGGGACAACAUCGCCAAUACAUUUCCUAAUGAAGCCGGUGACGGAAGUGGUUAGCUUGUUGAUGCUAUCGGCGGAGUCUCAAAACAUAUUCCAAUCAGCGCUAGCAAAGCAGUCCUGUAGCAUAAUCUCUGAUUCUGGUGACCAUUUUUCAAUGGAGUGAGUCACGGGUACUUCCUGUUUGAGAUUCUGCUUGUAAAAUGGAAGCAGGAGUGCGGAGUCAUGAUCUGAUUUGCUGAAUGGUGGACGAGGGAGGGCCUUGUAUACUUGCUUGUGGGUAAAAUAACAGUGGUCUAUGACUUUAUCGCCCCUAGUGGUGAGGGAGACGUGUUGAUGGAAGUUGGGCAUCUUGUCCGAAAGCUAUGUUUCAGAAAAGCAGAGAAUAUUGCAGUUUUGAGAAUCAUGUUAGUAGCAAAUUAUUAUCAAGUGAUUAUCAAGUGACAUUGGCCAGUACAAUGGAGGGAAGAGGUGGCCGGUUUUCCCUUCGCCUUAAUCUCUUCAGGAUCCCCACUCUCUUGCCUCUGUAAUGCCAGUGUUUCCUCUUGGUUAGCCCGAAAAUUGGGUCGGAAUUACAAAAAGAGCCCAGGGCAGAUGAGUUGAAGUUGAAGCCUGAAUUGAGGUAAGUAACUGCCGAUCUGAUGUUCAAAAGUUAUUGUCGGUUGUAAGAAAUUAUAGAGGAUACAUUUUGUGAAAAUAAAGUAAAAAUGAACGACAAAAGAAUCACAAAAUAGCAAAGUUGGGUCAGAGCUUGCAAAACAGCAGCCAUCCAGUACAGCUCCAUCUUAGCAGCAGUGCCCAUGUCUCAGUACUCAACCUCCAUCUCUCCCCAUGUCACCCAGGUGUCCUCCUCAGGAGAGGGAGGGUUCUCUGGAGGGGGAACAUUCCAGAGAAUGGGCGAGGCCAAUGGAACUCUGAGAAGCCAGGGUGGGCAGGGCAUGGUGAGUGACAUCUGCAGGCAGGCACUAGGGGACAACAUAACCCUCCUUUUAUUUAUUUUUUACUUUAGUGUUGUAUAAUUCGACAGUUGUAUAGACACAAUUUAUGACAGGUUAUUACAGAUUAACUACAAGUUAUCAAGGUUUUAUACAGUGAAGUGGGUGCAUUAAUGCAGUCGAUCAUUAUAAUAGCAACAAUAUGAAUGUGUAUUUUCUAAUUGCAGUACCAGACUACAAGCAGGAACAAUACCAUGAGGGUAAGUGUUGCCUGUGCACUAUCAGGAUCUGGUCUACUUGACACCACACCAUUGACACAUACAUACACACUACAUACACUGUUGUUCCUCCGUUAAUCAUCCAUGUUUGUUUUUCUGUGUUUUCUCCGCUCUCUCCUCAGAGUAACUCUUCAAGGCAUUCCCGCUCCUUUGGCCUGCUGUCGAACCAGCACAUCUCAGAGCACAUAGACCGGGUAAGAGACCUGUCCCUCAGCAGCACAGCCAUUACAGAACCGCUUGUGUGUACACUGGCCCUCAAGGGCCCCAGAGAGGGAAAUGUGCUCCCCAGAGAGGGAACCACCUCGUGGCAGCCCCUGUAUGAUCCCAUAAUGAGAUCCCUAAUCCUCACUUAGCACAACUCCUUUGUAUUAGCCUGAUAGAGGGUUGUGUAACACCAGGUGUUGGUGAAAUACAAGGGCUUAAAAUAUCAGACAUAACACGUAUGUGACAUUCCCACGGGGGUAUGAAAAUGCUAAAUGACGUAAAUGUAAAUGUAAAAAAUGUCAUGGUGACACGUAGAAAAAGUUACAUACAUUAGCCUAUGGUGUGAGAAGAGAGACAGACAUUUAGGUAAGGAUGUGUAUGAUGCACCAUGUCGUCUUGAAAACAAGAACUAAUGGUGGUAAUAUUUGUCUUAUCGUUAAUACAAAUUCUGCAAUGUAAGAAGUAUCCCUCUGUUGGAUCUAUUAUAUAUAAAUAGCCUACUUUUUUAGUUGAUAGUAUUGAGAGUUUUAUAAGAUCUUGUAGAAUAUCAUUCAAAUAUGAUUUAAGAGAACUUUAAAUGGUAUAUAGAUAACGUCCUCUAACAUUGACACAUUGGUUCUUCAGAAGCUGCAUAUGAUUGGAGAAGAGGUGGACUACCAACCCUACGAGUAUGGCUACGAGGGGACAGGCAGCAAGUGCCAGUCGCUGGACGAGCUGUCGCUAAGCAACCUGGAUGACAACCUGGAGUUCCUGGGGGACCUGGGUUCAAAGUUCAACACCCUGGGGGGCAUCUGUCGGCAGGACAUGCAGGAGAGGAACAUCAGGCUGUAGGCACGCACAUGAACGCACGCACACGCACACACAUAAACACAAACACAAACACAAACACACACACACACACACAACUGGCUGGACUGGAGAUUGUUCUUACGUCUGUCAUCUAUGCCACAUAAAUUGUUUUUUUUUAAACAUCUUUUUGGGGGGUGGGGGGGGGGGGCUUGCUCGGACCUUGCGAAACUGAGCUACGACACUGAUAGGGUGAGGGUCAACAGUUGGAGAAGAGGACACCUAACAUUGUCCAUUGAGAUUUUGGAUCAUGCUUUGCGUUGUAUACAACAGAGGGACAGUUUCUUACCGGCCAAAACCGUGCUGGAUUGGCUUUUACCCACACAAGGAGGGACUGAGAGAGAUAUUUUUGAUAGUUUGGCUGUCUGAAGACACAAUGAAUAAU
Messenger RNA from Coregonus sp. 'balchen', 16785 nucleotides. Lineage: Eukaryota; Metazoa; Chordata; Actinopteri; Salmoniformes; Salmonidae. The record is from the annotation of a GenBank genome assembly.